Salvia splendens (bonfire salvia) is the source of this 1328-nucleotide messenger RNA. RefSeq names its product L10-interacting MYB domain-containing protein. The record is from RefSeq and is a predicted model, not a curated record. The transcript is spliced from 4 exons. NCBI's taxonomy places the organism in Eukaryota, Viridiplantae, Streptophyta, Magnoliopsida, Lamiales, Lamiaceae. The coding region runs from base 220 to 1134 and encodes 304 amino acids.
UAAAAUUAAUGUCGUAUGAAAGCACAGUAGAGUUAAUGAAAUGUGAAGAAAUUGCUCUCACUCAAAUCCCAAUGCUUGAAAAUUGAUGCUAUGGUCUGAUUCUGAAUAGUCUCGCUCUCCGAUUAUUUAUUCCGAUCAGUGUGAUGUGGGACACACUUGCAGAGGAACAGCCAACAUUUCAAUUACAUUGGUGAAAUCUGGGGUGAGGAACUAACCAAGAUGGAUGGUGAAUCUAACGAGCAACAAACCAAGCGAGAACGAUUGAGGACGAGAUGGACACCUGCUCUUGAUAAAAUUUUCGCAGACAUAGUUGUGGAACAGAUUCGACAGGGAAAGAGACCAAACAAUAUUUUCGACAAGAAAACAUGGACUCAGAUCCGCGAGGAAUUUAAUAGACAGACCGGUCUCAGUUUUAAUAACAAACAAUUAAGAAAGCAUCUUAAUGUUCUACGUACUCGUUAUCAUAGUUUCCAAUCCAUGUAUACGCAGAAGGAUACAAUGCCAGAUCCCUGCUACGCAGGUUUUGAGAUGUGGGAAGAUAUCGGGGUAUCUCUCUUAUCUGCACAAGCAAAGAUGGAACCAGCGAAGACAAAGGAAUGCCCUAUUUACGAGCAGCUAUGCACAAUAUUUGCAGAUUCAGGCGUGGAUGGAAAAUACGCCCAAUCAAGCCACUACGGAGGAUUGAACAAGUCAGCUGGAAUUGAGCAGUUUAGUUCGGAAGGUGCAAACCCAAGUCCUAAAACUCCACCCAAGUCGAAAUCUAUGCUAGGAAAUGGAUCUUCGCCCCAAAACGUUAGCAAGAGCAUGGCUGACAAAAAGAGAAAGUGUACUUCCAAAGUUGGAUCCAUCUCUGAUCAAAGUCACGGGCUAAUUGACACUAUGGCUACAACCUUCUUAGAUAUGAUCGAGUCCUCUAGGCUUCGAACAGCCACAAAGCCUCAAAUGGAUGAAAGAUUCACCAUCACUGACUGCAUAAAAGCGCUGGACAAGAUCGAAGGAAUUCAUGACAAACUUUACUUUGCGGCCUUGGAUGUGUUUGAGAAUCCUAAUUUCAGGGAGUUGUUCCUUUCUCUGCAGAACAACUACCUUCGACUAACAUGGUUGCAGGGAAAAUGUGCUCCAUUUAGCUAUUGAGUUCUGGUUCGAUUCGUCUUUUUGACUAAGGUGCAGUAUCUCUUUUGCUUGUAAAAGUACACAGAUCUUUUGAUCCCUUGUAGCAGUGUAUAGGAAUGGGAUUGCUUAACAUGCUCAGGUGUAUAUAGCCCUUAGUUUGUACUCGAAUUGCGCUUAUGUUUAUCAAUGUUCAAUCAUUUAGUAUUUACAUUUAA